This is a messenger RNA of Megachile rotundata (alfalfa leafcutting bee), 3022 nucleotides long. RefSeq names its product monolysocardiolipin acyltransferase Mtpalpha (gene Mtpalpha). Gene Ontology annotation, cellular component: mitochondrial fatty acid beta-oxidation multienzyme complex; mitochondrion. The record is from RefSeq and is a predicted model, not a curated record. Gene Ontology annotation, biological process: fatty acid beta-oxidation. Gene Ontology annotation, molecular function: NAD+ binding; long-chain (3S)-3-hydroxyacyl-CoA dehydrogenase (NAD+) activity; enoyl-CoA hydratase activity. Lineage: Eukaryota; Metazoa; Arthropoda; Insecta; Hymenoptera; Megachilidae.
UGUGUAAAAGAACUUAAUUAUUUUUAAACAUGUCAUAUACAUAUAUCGAGGUCAAAGUCCUUUCCAAGUAUGACAAUGUUUUAGGUUAGGUUGCUAUCCACGUUUGCACGCAUGCGCAUUCACCGGCGUUUUCACUGUAUAUUGUAAAGUAUUAGCGGAUUUGGAUUGUUUUGUCGGACGUGUUUAGACAAUAUUUUAAAAAAUGUCACAGUAUAGAUUAUUAAGUACCGCUCUUCGUUUUUCACGCAUAAAUAAAAAUGUUAUAGCACAAACAGCAUUAUAUCCAACAUUCAGAACAUUUGCAAACACAGCUGGCACGAAACAUUUGAAGUACAAAGUUGUAGAUAAUGUAGCAGUACUUACUAUAGACUCCCCAGGAGCGAAGGUCAAUACUUUGAAUGAGGAAGUAAUGAAUGAAGUUGCAGCAGUUUUGCAAAAUGUACAAACAGAUUCGACUAUAAAUUCUAUAGUUCUUAUAAGCGGGAAGGCAGGAUGUUUUAUUGCAGGAGCAGAUAUUACUAUGAUACAGGGUUGUAAAACUGCCGAUGAUGGAUAUAAAAUAUCUUUUGAUGGACAACAAAUUUUAAACGCCAUAGAAAAAAGUUACAAGCCGGUUGUAGCUGCUAUACAAGGGAGCUGUUUGGGAGGUGGCCUCGAAGUAGCUCUGGCAUGUCAUUGUCGAUUAGCAGUUGACGAUCAAAAAACCAAUUUAGGCUUACCGGAAGUAAAAUUAGGUCUUUUACCUGGAGCAGGAGGUACGCAAAGGCUACCGCGGUUAAUAUCGCUGCCUAAUGCUUUAGAUAUGGCUCUCACUGGAAAAAAUGUUAAGGCGGUUAAAGCUAAGAAAUUUGGACUGGUGGAUAUCUUGGUAAAUCGUCUUGGUCCAGGUAUCGGAACGCCAGAAGAGAACACUAUGAGAUACUUAGAGGAGACAGCUAUUCAAGUCGCGAAAGAUGUUGCAAAUGGAACUUUAAAAAUUGAAAGAGGUCCUAAAACUUUGCCAGACAAAUUAAUGAAAUAUGCUCUCUCUUAUAAAUUUAUUAAGGAUCAAAUAUUUAAAAGAAUAAAGAACGAAACAAUGAAGAAAACGGGAGGUUUAUACCCUGCUCCGCUUAAGAUUUUAGACGUAAUACGUACUGGUCUAGAUAAAGGACCAGCUGCUGGUUAUGAAGCAGAGGCCAGAGCCUUUGGUGAAUUAGCGGUUACGCCGCAAAGCAAGGGCCUUAUAAGUUUAUUCUUUGGACAGACCAUAUGUCAAAAAAAUCGUUUUGGUACACCUAAAAGUGCUGUUAAAAAAGUUGCUGUUGUUGGUGCUGGCCUAAUGGGAGCGGGUAUUAUUCAGGUAAGCGUAGAUAAAGGUUUCGACGUAGUUAUGAAAGAUACGAACCAAGUAGGUUUGUACCGUGGAAUAAACCAAAUACAAAAAGGAAUGGAGACUGCCGUAAAGAGGAAAAAGUAUUCCGGUAUUCAAAGAGACAAGUAUCUUGCUCGGCUAGAUGCUACUUUGGAUUAUAAUUCUUUUAAAAAUGCAGAUAUCGUAAUUGAAGCUGUCUUUGAGGAUAUAGCAAUAAAACAUAAAGUUAUCAAAGAGAUCGAGGCAAACACACCGCAGCAUUGUGUAGUCGCAACGAAUACAUCGGCAAUUCCCAUUAAUAAAAUUGCCGCUGGUAGUAGUCGACCAGAUAAAGUAAUUGGAAUGCACUACUUUUCUCCGGUGGACAAAAUGCAGUUGUUGGAAAUAAUCACUCAUGACGGUACAUCGACCGAAACUAUUAAAACCGCAGUUGAUGUAGGUUUGAAACAAGGUAAAGUAGUAAUCACUGUGGGAGAUGGUCCUGGAUUUUAUACAACCCGAAUUCUAUCCGCCAUGUUAUCCGAAUCUGUUAGAUUAAUGCAGGAAGGUGUAGAUCCUACGGAUUUGGAUAGUAUGAUUAAGAAAUUCGGAUUUCCCGUUGGACCAGCCACUUUGUCCGAUGAAGUGGGUAUCGAUGUUGGUGCUCACAUAAGUGCGCACCUUGUACAAGCAUUAGGUGAACGGUUCAAGGGCGGAGAUGUAACUAUACUCAGUGACAUGGUUAAAGCUGGUUUUCUUGGUCGAAAAUCCGGAAAAGGAAUAUACAUAUAUGAAACUCAUACGAAGCGUAAGAAUAUUAAUCUCGAAGCAUUAAAUAUUUUGAAGGGACAUCAACUUGAACCAAAAGGAAGUACUUCGAUCGAAGACCGUCAAUUGAGAAUGGUGUCGCGAUUUGUUAACGAAGCAGUGCUUUGCUUAGAGGAAAAUAUUUUGGCUAAUCCUUUGGAAGGUGAUAUAGGCGCUGUUUUUGGGCUAGGUUUUCCUCCAUUUACCGGUGGCCCUUUCCGUUGGGUAGAUUACUAUGGAGCUAGCAGAUUAGUUAAAAAAAUGGAGGAAUUCCAGAGUCAUUAUGGCGAUGCAUUUAAACCGUGUCAGAUGUUGUACGAUAUGGCGUCCGAUCCAAGCAAGAAAUUCCAUAAACAAUAAUAAACGUGCCUAUGCAACGAAAGUGAUCACGUCACGCGAGAUUCCGAUGAUCACAUAACAUUUAUGAGAAUUACGAUUAUAAUAUUUGAAAGUACUAUAUUUUUUGAUAAAUAUGCAUCCCUCUCUAUUUGAUCGUUUUUGGAUAUUCUUCAGCAGAAUCAAUGCAAAGUAAUUUAUAUAGAAAUGUAUAUUUAUUAUGGAACUUUUAUACGAUAUAUAUUUUGCAAAAAUGUUUAUAUAAUAUUUUUACGCUAUAAUAUAUAGAAAUACGAACUAGAUAUGUAUAUGUAUAUUUUUUUUAAACACGUGUACUGUUUACCAUAUACAAUACCAUAAAAUAUAGUUUAUUAAAAAAUGUUAGUAAUAAAUACUCGUGCAAAACGAAGUAGUUUACUUCUGUCUUCAUUCUAUAAAGUAACAACUGUAAAAAUUGCGUGAGUGUACAUCAUUCCGUAUCAGGGUGCUCACUAAUGAAUAACCGAUACGCGUAUACGAAUAAAAUUAUCGCCUAAUUAACAUUUU